AUGUCAAAGCUUAUAAUCAACCGAAUAUUCAAACCCUCUGUCUGCAAAAAUUUCCUCAGACACGCAAACGUUCGUCUGUUCUCAUCUGCAACUCACACGAGUACUAAAGUGAAUCAGCCCUUCUCGUCUAAACCAGCCUUCCCGUUUCUGUUGAUUGACUACAUCCUAAACAACCCAAACUCUUCCUCCGAUGGUCGCGUAACAACAAACGUUUACGGUAAUGAAAAGGAAGUCUUGAUUAAGGACAAGGAUCUUAAGGAGGAGGUCUGUGAUGCGAUGACUGUCGGGUUUUCUCGUGAUGGGUUGCGAGUCGAGCUUUGUGGCAACCACGGCGAUGUAUGUUCUCCCACCAUCUUUUACAAGCCUACUGACCCCGAAAUAGAAGACUUGACCGUUGAUCUACCUCCUCUACCGACGGGUUCACAAAUCCAAAGCCUGGUCAUGUCCUCUUUACCUAAACGAGACAAAAAUUGGGUAGUUGUUGUCAAGUUAUUGGGAUCUCAGUUGAGUAUGUGCAGGCCUUUUGGCAGCCGUAAAUGGAUCAACAUCCAAACCAAGCCUCAGAAUAUAAACCCUUCAUCGAGCAUCAUGUUUUCCAAGAAAGAGAAAAAGUUCUACGUUCCAACUCCCGGAGGCAACAUCUUGUGCUAUUUGGAUCCUCACUCAGAGGACGACGACCUAAUUGAUUUCGUGGAAUUGGAGUUUGACGAUCUUCCAAAAUCGGUGUUUCAAGAGUUGGCCGACGUGAGUACAUGUUCUAGGACAGACCACCUUGUGGAGUCACCCACCGGCCAACUUUUCCUAGUCAAGUGGUAUGGAGAGGAUUUAGAGGACAUUGACAACACCACACUGUAUAAUGUAACAAAAAAGUUCAUGGUGUUUAAAGAGGGAGAGAAACCGAGUUGUGUCUACACUAAGAAGAUGAUCUAUACAGAAGACAUUGGAGAUCUUUGCAUUUUUGUUGGACAUAGUGAGGCUUUCUGCGUCCCGGCUAGCUCGUCCCCUGGCCUCAAGCCUAACUGCAUCUAUUUUGUGGGCUAUAACUUUGGUGUUUAUGAUCUCACCACCAAAACUUGCACUAUGUUCCUCACAAAAGAUGAUAAUCCAUUAAGGAAAUUGGAAUUCCCUUACUGGCCUCCUCCGGCUUCCUUUCCAGUACUAGCUCCUAAUUAAUUAUCUCUCUUGCACGUGUUUAUGUUUCGCU
Molecule: messenger RNA, 1204 nt
Organism: Arabidopsis thaliana (thale cress)
Lineage: Eukaryota; Viridiplantae; Streptophyta; Magnoliopsida; Brassicales; Brassicaceae
Exons: 3
Coding region: 1-1173 (390 amino acids)
Source: RefSeq, marked reviewed